Molecule: messenger RNA, 2853 nt
Organism: Trichoderma gamsii
Lineage: Eukaryota; Fungi; Ascomycota; Sordariomycetes; Hypocreales; Hypocreaceae
Product: peptidase
Exons: 2
Coding region: 1-2853 (950 amino acids)
Biological process (GO): proteolysis
Cellular component (GO): cell wall; membrane
Molecular function (GO): serine-type endopeptidase activity
Source: RefSeq, a predicted model, not a curated record
AUGAAGUUCAGCUCUGCACUGGGCCUCUUGGCCCUCGUUGGCGGGACAUCAGCAUCGUCUAAUACAAUUGCUGCGCAGAGCCAGCUUGCUCCAAGCCAAAAUAUCACUGUAGUCCCUAACACGUUUCUCAUUGAGCUGCAGUCGGACUUUCACCCAGGUCUACAGCCCAAAGAAAAGUUGGCAAAGACCGCUCCUGGUAGCAACGCUGGCUAUCAUGUUCGUCAGCAGUACAACAGCACCGAGCACUUCUUUGGCGUCUCGGUUGCCUUUGAUCAAGACGUUGAUCUCGCCACUCUGAAGAAGACGGCUGGCGUAAAGAAUGCCUGGAGCGUCACCGUCGUGCCUCGCCCAGUCCCUUAUCAACAGCUGACGGGCUCACCAAACUCGAAAGACACGUCGAAAGACAAACGAGACACUCUACCAAAUUACAGAGGCAGCGAGAGGGUCAAUGAGCCACUGGCAAUGGCUGGUGUAGAUAAGCUCCACGCACAAGGCAUCAAGGGCAAAGGAGUGCAGAUUGCCAUCAUCGAUACCGGCGUCGAUUAUAACCAUCCCUCGUUGGGUGGAGGAUUCGGCCCAGGCCACAAGAUUGCUCUAGGCUACGAUUUUGUGGGAGACGACUUUACCGGCUUCAACUCCCCUGUGCCCGAUCCUGAUCCCCUGGCCACAUGCGUUGGCGGGGAACAUGGGACUCACACGGCUGGUAUUGUCGGCAUGGAAGAUCCCGAGAACGAGGGAUUUGGACUAGUCGGUGUGGCUCCCGAAGCAACUAUUGCAGCGUAUCGUGUAUUUGGGUGCAAUAACGGGGGCACUACCAACGAUGUUAUCAUUGCAGCGAUGCUCAGAGCUGCGCAAGACGGCGCAGAUGUUGUGUCCAUGUCUUUUGGAGGAGGUAACGGAUGGGAGUUAGACGAUCCAUUCAACGACGUCGUCACCCAAUUGGUCAAUAGUGGCGUGGCCGUUGUGGCAGCCAUUGGCAAUGUCGGUAUCGAAGGAUUAUACUGGCCUCAAUCUCCCGGCCUGUCCCACGACGCACUAUCUGUGGCUUCAGUCGAGAACGGUGUUUUCCCUGUGGCAUAUACUGCUCACGAUGACCAACAAAAUGCCCUCGACUAUAUAUCUGUGUUCCCAGCCACCAACCUGGGCCGCCAACAGAUCUACACGCUGGGAACGGGGCUUGGAGUACCUCCCGAUCCUACUAUCUCGAGUGGAUGCGAUACGUCGGUAUGGGCCGCUUUGCAAUCGGCUACGAACCGAGGGACGAUUAACUGGAACAACACCAUCCUGUUGGUCUCGGUAACUGAAUCGUGUGUAUCUUUAUUCAAUAACUGGGGCGAAGCAGCUGCGAUUGGCGUCCAGACAAUGAUGGUCUAUGUUGCAGACGACGAACAGCUAAACGCAAGUCCACUGGACGGCGUACAGAUACUGUAUUUGAAUCAUGAAAAUUCGCAGAAGCUCAUUGAUAUUUUCGACAACCUACCCGCUGACCAGACUUCUUAUUAUCUGACAUUUGACGGCGACAAAGUCAAGGACGUGCCAAACAAGCUCGGAGCAACAGUGGACGCCUUCUCCAGCUAUGGUCCCACAGUCGAAAUGACACUCGUGCCCAAGAUUUCAUCUCCUGGAGGGAACAUCCUCUCCACAUGGCCCCUGGAGGGAGGCGGCUAUGCCCUUCUGUCGGGUACUUCGAUGGCAACCCCUUUCAUCGCCGGAAGUGCCGCGCUGCUCAAGUCCCAGCAGCCACACCUCGGUGUUUCAGAGCUCUAUGCACGACUUAUGGCCACUGCUAAGCCGCUCAAGGAGUUCGGCCUGCCACUUGUUGCGUCUACGGCUCGGCAGGGCGGUGGCUUAGUCGAUGCUUAUGCCGCCGUCCAUGCAGAUACUGUCAUUUCCCCGUCUGAGAUUGACCUGCGGGAUUCCGCAUCGCCGGCGCCCCAGAAGAUCACCAUCACAAAUCAAUCCAAGGGGAAGAAGACAUACCAGAUAAGGCAUGUGCCGGCGGCGUUUACCAGGGUCUAUUACAAUUAUCUGGCCGGUGGCCCGGAUAUCCCAAGGAAUGGAAGCAUUUACCCCUUGGAAAUUGAUGCCUCGGCCAAGUUUUCUCGAUCAUCUCUGAUUCUUGAAGCCGGACAGUCGGCCACUUUCGAGGCUCAGAUUACUCCGCAGGAAGACAAAUGGCCGUAUUCAAUGCCUGUGUAUGCCGGCUUUGUUGAGGUGUUUUCUGGCAAUGAGACGUAUUCAAUUCCGUACAUUGGUGUACCUACUAGUCGAGCCGAAGUUGGCCCUAUUAUGGUGAAUGCAACACCACCAGGCUCACUUUCUUCUCCGGCCGUAUACAAAUUCCAAAUAACCAACCCCGGUGGCCAAGCAACUAAGCCGAAUAUUGAUACGUACAACCUCACAGGCAGCCCGGACGAUGCUCUCCCCUUAAUUUAUAUCUCCACUGGACUGCCCUCUCGGCUCGUUCGUUUGGAACUCGUAUCGGCAAACACAUCCUUUGUUCCAUCGAUAUAUGGCUUCGACCCCAACGUCGCUAUUGACUAUCGGCUGCCCGCUAUAGCUACUCAAUCCGGUUAUCUUGGCGAGCCAAGCUACGGAAUCAUAUCUGCAUCCACAAUAGACCCUGUCUCUGCUAAUAGUCCCAUCCAGCAAGGUCUUACGUUUAACUUGUUUGUGUCUGGUCUCAUUGAAUCCCCCACCUUGACAAGCGACAACAACACCUCGAUCAAGCUAGUUUCUGGAGAUUACCGGCCGCUUUUCCGUGCCUUGAGAUGGAACGGCGACGAGUCAAAUCCUGCUGAUUACCAGUCGUGGCUGGGACCAGUCCUGAGAUUGAACGUUACAAGCUCUUGA